Molecule: messenger RNA, 1232 nt
Organism: Owenia fusiformis
Lineage: Eukaryota; Metazoa; Annelida; Polychaeta; Sabellida; Oweniidae
Source: the annotation of a GenBank genome assembly
CGUGGCCUAGUGCACUCAAAGUCAGAGAACUACUACAAGCAGGCAGCAAGGGUAUUGGAGGAUGAACUUGACAGAAGGACUUUACGAGAAAUGACGGAGUAUCAACUAAUGGGAGAUGUUCCUGUAGCUUCGACAACUGUAGCUGAGGCUCUAAUGGAGCCGAUGACUGCCACGGAGACAGCAAGUGCUCCUACGUCAUUAAAGAAUGCUACUAUUGAGGACUCACCUCAGGAGACGCCUAACGCAAGUGCACCAGCAUCACUGGCAGGGAAUAUAGUUGUUUCUGAAGUACGAGUUCAAUGUGCUACACCUGUGAUUGAUGAAUCGCAUGCUAAUGAACAGAAAGAUUGGCCACCUGAAGAACUACAAGUAGAUUCUGCCUCAGAAGAAACAACAAACAUCAAAGAGGCAGAACCUAAACCUAAAGCUCAAGAUGAAGAGUUCGAUGAUUUCCUUGCUGAUUUGGCAAGUGAUCCAGAGGCUGCCAACAAAGCAGCCACAAAAGUACAGGCUAACUUUAGAGGAUUCCAAGCCAGGAGAUCAAUUGUGCCUAAGGUUGUUGAUGUACAAUUUGGAGAUUCAACUGAUGAACCAAAGGAACCUGCACCUGUUGUAAAUGAAACAAUUGUGCCAGUUGUAGCCACUACACCUACUGAGGAGGCUGUACAAACUAAGUCAUCAAUGGGAGAAGAAAUUGUACAAGAAACUAAAGAACCUGUACUAGCAAUUGAAGGAGCAGCACCAACAGCUCAGGAACAACAGCCAGCAGCUGAAGCACAAGCAGCUGAAGAACCAGCACCAGCAGCUGAAGAGCCAGCACCAGCAGCUGAAGAACCAGCACCAGCAGUUGAAGAACCAACACCAGCAGUUGAAGAACCAGCACCAUCUUCUGAAGAACCAGCACCAGCAGCUGAAGAACCAGCACCAACAGCUGAAGAACCAGCACCAGCAACUGAAGAAAAUAUACCAGGAACUGAAGAACAAGCACCAAGAACUGAAGAACCUGCACCAGGAGCUGUUGAACCUGCACCAGCUGAGGGUUAAAUAGCCUCAAGGUCUUUUCAUUGACAGUUUGGCAUAGCCUAAACCCAUAUAUGGAAAUAUAUAUAUGGAAUGAAAGCCAUAGGGAUAGAAAGGAAGGGAAUAUACAUAGUGCAAUAUAAGUCUGAGUUCAUUUAUACCUUUUAAUGUAGCCAAAUCUUUUGGAAUUAAUAAGCUACUUAAAAUCUGAA